This is a messenger RNA of Eucalyptus grandis, 786 nucleotides long. RefSeq names its product ethylene-responsive transcription factor 13-like. Gene Ontology annotation, molecular function: DNA binding; DNA-binding transcription factor activity. Lineage: Eukaryota; Viridiplantae; Streptophyta; Magnoliopsida; Myrtales; Myrtaceae. Gene Ontology annotation, biological process: ethylene-activated signaling pathway; regulation of DNA-templated transcription. The record is from RefSeq and is a predicted model, not a curated record. Bases 1 to 786 code for a protein of 261 amino acids. The transcript is spliced from 2 exons.
AUGCUUCAAGAAAUCGUCAGUCCCUUUGAGACCCAUCAACGCGAUGCUUUGAGAUCCAUUUGGGAACAUCUUCUUGGAGAUGACUUCGAUGAUGGAAUCAAUGCAACAUUCUAUGCACCGACUCCUGCGCACAUGUACUCGAGGAGUUCGAGCUUCAGCGAUCUUUUACUGGCACAGAGUUGGACCCAACCGCCCCUCGAAGUCGACUGCUCUGAGGACAUGUUGGAGUAUGGCGCUUUGCGCGACGCGCUCCAUUCCGGGUGGACGAUCAUUGGUCUGGCUUCAAAUCAAGAACUUGAUUUCGAAGCAACGACCAUCGAUUAUAACAGCAUUGGUGUGACGAUGGAGGAGAAACCGGAGGUGGUGGAGCAUGAGGUACAAGCACCGGUCGAGAAGACAAGUUACAGAGGAGUGAGGAGGCGGCCGUGGGGAAAAUACGCAGCUGAGAUGAGGGACCCCAAGAAGAAAGGGGCAAGAAUUUGGCUCGGUACUUAUGAGACACCUCAGGACGCGGCACUCGCCUAUGACCGCGCAGCUUUUAAGAUGAGGGGGUCCAAGGCCAAGCUCAACUUCCCUCACCUCAUCGGCUCCUCCGACUACGAGCCCAUCAGGGUCAGCACCAAGCGUCGGUCCGCUGAGCCUAGCUCGCCAUCCAGUGAUGACGGGUCGACCAGGACGAAGAGGAGAAAGAGGGAGGUCGAUUCAGAUGCUGAGGCAGAGUUCGGAACUUCAAUCCUUUCCCAUUUUGGAUACGGGGUUGUUAGGUGUGUGACGAACAAUUUUUAA